This is a messenger RNA of Acipenser ruthenus (sterlet), 7276 nucleotides long. Its product is annotated as NUAK family SNF1-like kinase 1. Gene Ontology annotation, biological process: protein phosphorylation; intracellular signal transduction; microtubule cytoskeleton organization. NCBI's taxonomy places the organism in Eukaryota, Metazoa, Chordata, Actinopteri, Acipenseriformes, Acipenseridae. The transcript is spliced from 7 exons. The coding region runs from base 809 to 2752 and encodes 647 amino acids. Gene Ontology annotation, cellular component: cytoplasm. The record is from RefSeq and is a predicted model, not a curated record. Gene Ontology annotation, molecular function: protein serine/threonine kinase activity; ATP binding; tau-protein kinase activity.
AAACGAGGGGGAGGGAGGCGGGGAGACAGGUCUGUUACUCCGCCUCCGGCUUCAUACGGCUCGCAUUCCUUAUUCACACAAAGAAGAGAGAAGGAAGAAAAGGGCAAAUGAAAUAAAAGGAUCAUGGCAUUAGACAGCGUGAUUCACCAUCCUGUAACUGUACACCGCGCACCCCUGAGCACCGAAUCAGCGCGGAUUAUACACAGAGGCAGCACGCUGGGCUGCAGGACGGGAUGAAGCGCUUUGCUUGUAUUACUGAGCGCCUGGCCAGUCGGAUCUUUUGCGGUAGACAAUGACGCGAGUGAUUUUUUGAUUUCUUCUUUAUAAUUUGUUACACCGGUCCCAUGUAAUGCAGUAGCUAUAUUAUUACUAUAGCGUUACACAGGCGGACUGGGGGUAACGAUACCUCACCAUGAAAAAAGAAAACGGGACAAAACAUCAUCAUAAUGAUAUUCUUGGUAUGCGGGGGAUCGUCUCUAACUGUUCGCAGUAAUCGCUGAAUGACUGUGCUGUGCGGUUCUCUUCAGGGUAUAUACGCGGGGCGCCGUGGCUAGUGGUCAUGCCGAGGUGAUCGCUGUUUAGUGCUGAGGUGUAAUCUUUUUUUUUUGCAGAACGAGUACCUUAGGCAGUUCUUAUGCAUCUUGCUUUAUUAAGCUGAGUUGUCAAAAACUGAUGACUGCUUUCUUUUAAGAAUCUUAAAUGCCCUGUACUGAAAAUCGCACAGUCAAUUAUGCUCGCACUCGUUUUUUAGGGAGAAAUAUCCUAGUUCUGAAGGCUGCCCGGAUUGUUUCUGGGGGGUGUACGGGAUAUGGAUGCUACCUGCAUGACCCCUCGCCUGCUUUCGCGUUCUGGUGCCGAGUUCGCCCUAAAUAGACCGAGGAUGGUUCAGAAGGAGUGCCUAGCGUCACCCCCGCUGCCUGCAUCCUCGUCUCCCAGGGGAGAGACCGCCGCGGAGACCAGGAAGGUGCCCGUGAAAAAGCACCACCACAACCACAACCUGAAACACCGCUACGAUCUGCUGGAGACGCUGGGCAAGGGCACGUACGGGAAAGUGAAGAAAGGGAUCGAGAGGUUCUCGGGGAGAGUGGUGGCAAUCAAGUUGAUUCGGAAGGACAAAAUCAAGGACGAGCAGGACAUGGUGCACAUCAGGAGGGAGAUUGAGAUCAUGUCCUCGCUGCGGCACCCGCACAUCAUCAGCAUCUACGAAGUGUUCGAGAACAAAGACAAGAUUGUGAUCGUGAUGGAGUACGCCAGUAAGGGAGAGCUCUACGAUUACAUCAGCGAGCGCAGGAGCCUGAGUGAGAGGGAGACGCGCCACUUCUUCAGGCAGAUUGUCUCCGCUGUCCACUAUUGCCACAAGAACGGAGUGGUUCACAGGGAUCUGAAACUGGAAAAUGUACUUCUGGAUGAAAACUGUAACAUUAAGAUCGCAGAUUUCGGCCUCUCCAAUCUCUACCACAAGGACCGGCUCCUGCAGACGUUCUGUGGCAGCCCCCUCUACGCCUCCCCGGAGAUCGUCAAUGGCCGGCCCUACCGCGGGCCCGAGGUGGACAGCUGGGCCCUGGGCGUGCUUCUGUACACACUGGUCUACGGCACCAUGCCUUUUGACGGUGGCGACCACAAGAACCUCAUCCGGCAGAUCAGCAGUGGGGAGUACCGCGAGCCCACACAGUCAUCAGAUGCGCGUGGUCUGAUCCGAUGGAUGCUGAUGGUGAACCCGGAUAGGAGGGCCACGGUGGAGGAUAUCGCCAACCACUGGUGGGUGAACUGGGGCUGCGGUCGCAGCGUGUGCGACUGCGAUUCCCUGCGGGAGGCUGGCUCCCCUCUGCUGGCACGCUUCAUCGACUGGCAGCACCGCUCCUCCGGCCUGCAGCCCGAGCUCGAGAACAAGCCGGGCAAACCACUCGCGGUUGCCCGCCAGCGCUCUGUGCGCAAGUCCAAGAAGGAGAAUGACAUGGCUCGCUCUCUGGACGAUGAGGACAAGCCGGGCCUGAAGAGACCCAAAGGCAUCCUGAAGACCAGGACCCCUGGAGAGCAGGGCUCCCACAGCCCCGGAGCCACGGAGGCUGCUGUUUCCUGUCAGGAACUCGACUCCAGCUCGACUCUGGAGCAGGACAAAGCCAGUGGGGCAUCACCGCCAAAGAUGGCGGCUGGGAAAUCGACCACCAUGCCCAAAAAGGGCAUCCUCAAAAAGACCCAGCAGCAGCGGGAGUCGGGGUAUUACUCCUCCCCCGAAGGCAGCGAGUCCUCCGAGCAGCUAGGGGGUGGCGGAGAGUCUCCCCGAACUAACUCUGCCGCCAAGAGAGCUCUGGGGAGGAAAGGGAUUUUGAAGCGCAACGGGAAAUACUCCACCAGCGGCACCCUGCCAGCCAUGGCUGGAGCGGGAGAGUCCUCUGCUGAAGGCCCUAGCUCUCCCGGGCUGUCCCGGAGCUUGAGCCGCCCCUCCAGCGUGGUGAGCGACGACAGCAUCCUGUCCAACGAGUCCUUUGACCUGCUGGACUGGCCUGCCAGCAUGGGCUCUGGAGCAGGGGGUGGGAGGGCCAGGAUCAGGAGCUGCGUCUCAGCAGAUAACCUGCUCCAGGUGGGGGAUUUUGGGCGACUCCAGGCCACACCGCAGCAGCACAGGGGGAAGUUCUACCGGGGCGGCCGGCAGCUGGAGGGGGACAGCGGCAGCUUCUCCUUGCUGGUGGACAUGGACGACAUGACUCAGGUCUACCAGCAAGCCCUGGAGAUCACUGGCAAUCUGACCUAGCCAUGCAGCCGAGCACCUGGGUGGGCUGGGGGGGUAGAAUGACGACCGGUAGAUAGCUGGGAUUUUCUUCGUUUCGUAGCGCAUCGAGCCAGUGUUUCAUCUGCAACUCACAGUUUGAAAUCUGUUCUGAAGGUUGCAGGUUGAAACUACAACUGUGACCAAAAGUUUUGCAUCACCCUAGAAUGUUAAGAUUGAGACCUAAUUAAAACAAAAAAACUAUAUGAACAUAAUUUCUAUUCAUAAUACAGUUCUGUAAGGUAAUGCAAAACUUUUGGCCAUGGCUGUACACAAGCGACAUAGUUAUUAUUAAACCGCUAAAGAUGAAAAGGGUGCUUUUUUGGUUUUCUGUUUAAACAGGAAAAGGAAAUGGUUGACGCCACAGAAACAUGUGAUAUCUAUUGCAACCAAGGGUACUAGUGAAUUAAAACAGUAGGGAGUAGUUUCUAUUAUACUAUUCCUCUGUCAUUCCUUCCAUGUCCCAUUUAAAAGUUACUAGGGAAUGACAAUGAAGCAGUGAGUAGUUGAAGAGAGGUUUUUACUUUCUGUAAAGAGAGCAGGAGAAAGGGAUAUGAAGAAAGCAGGGAAGAAAGGGGAGAUUAGGAAGUCAGCCAAAAAGUUUGGAUCAGUUGGGGGCUGAAGUCUUCUGACCAGGGAGAUGGAUGAGAAGUGGCUGAGACCCCCCCGCCCCCGGCUCCUAAUCUGUAGAUGUCAUAUUGGAAUCUGUUUCAGGUCAGGGAUCACAUGACUUCGCUGGUUGGGAACCCCAGCCAGCAUUAGUGUGCUGCUGGUCUAGACAGCUCUCUUUCCUUGAUGAAUGUCAUUUAAAACCAUGUAAUCUAAGUGCUGUAACACUGCAACCUUGAAUUCCACGUGUGUGGCUUUUGCACUGUCGGAGGCAUUUGUGUACCUCCAUCCCAUCUGGUUGCCUGCUCUCUCAAUAUGUAUCACCUUGCAGAGCAAGACAUGCUUCAGAAACAGCAGGGCGGAGACUCUGUGGCCUGGACUGGACAGCAUAGAUGAGUCCUUUACAACAGAGUGUAAUAGAUAGAAAGAUAGGAAAGCUGGGGAUUGAAUUAGAGUUAGCUGCUUAGUAGAAGGGUUGUGGAUAUGUUGAAGGAAAGCUGCUGUCUUAUCUGGGAGAGGGCAUGAGGACUCUUCUUACUCACCACUAUCUUUUAUCCCUCUUCCCUCGCUGCUUAUAUACCCAUUGCAUGUAUACAACCCCUUCCACUAUUACACAGCUCCUCCCAUUCUUGCAUUCAGCAAAUCGCCUUUCCCACUCAUUCAUAACUCAACCCAUGCAUAUACUGACAUAGCCCCUCCCCCUUUACAUAACCCCACCCCUUUACAUAACCCCUCCCACACACGCGUGACACACUCUUGCCAUGCCUCUUCCGUUCCCCCGAGUGCCUCUCCCGCUGCAGGCGAGGUUGUUGGAGGAGAGUUGUGGAGCAGACAGGAUUGAGUAAUGUAGUAAAGUACGGAGCAGAGCAGUGAUAUGGUAGAAGGAUUGAGCAGGUAUGCAGUAGGUUUGUUGUUGUGUUAGUGAAGAAGCAGAGCUACCAAAGAAAAGCUACUAAGUCCUGUAGAUGGAGGACUGUAUUACCAAAGUCAGGCAGUUCCUAUAUACUCUGUGAGCUGUUGGGACCUUCACAUACCAUACAUACAUUCUGGUCCUUUCUAAGGGAUAGUGUCAAAUCUGAUAAAAAAAGCACAUUAUUUUAAAUUGUUCUGAAAAAUACACCAAAGAUGACAAUGCAAUGCUGCAGCACAGCAGUGUUUUAUUGUUCAAGGAAAGCAGAACAGAAAGAAGGAAUGAAUGAAUGAAUGCAUGAAUCAUUGCUAAGUAAAGUGUCGUCUCUCAUGCUGUGGCUCACUCUCUAACUCUGGUCCCUGGGGUGUUGCCUGACUGCUCCACGGGUUUCAGAAGCAGCAUGCAAUGGAACGAGCCUGCAAUCCGUCCCUGUGUGUAUAUUAUCAGGCUUGGGGACUUGGUUCUACUUGAUUUAAUGAAAGUCUGCAGGUGUUGUUUUUGAAUUUAGUAAGAGAUCUUUUAAAAUCAUGCCAAUUUGAUAUUCUGCAGGCCAUUGCACAGCAAGCUAAAGGGCACUGGUAUAACAAUAAUACAUUGUGGUGCUGUUGCAUGGGAGCUGAAACACAGCCUUCUUUAAAUAAGACAGGAGUUCAAGUUUACUGAAUGGGACCCGAAUGGGCAGCAUCACUGGUUACCGUUUCAAUGCAGGUGUGCACCUUGUGUAACACAGUGCAGACAACUGGGUAACACAAUGGAACACGGGCAACCAUUCACUGGUGAGGAAGUAAAAGGUCAUUAGCUGCUGAAUUCUAAUGAAGUAAUCAUCAGUUUAAGAGCAAUUCCACACAUACCCUUAUAAAGGUUUCCCAUAGUAAAAGCAUAGCAAAGUGUAAUAAAGCAUAGUAAAGAAUAGGCACACAUUGUAAAUUAUAGUGAGGUGUGGUAAAGCAUAAUAAAAACAUGUCAAACCAUGGUAAAUGCAUAGUAUAACCAUAGGAAAAGCAUGGGAAACUGCAGAAAAUACAGUGCAAAAAUACAACAGUAAACCUUUAUAAGCGUAUGCAUCUGAUCAGUCUUGUUCCUACCUAUAUUCUCACUGCAACUCUUAAUUGUGUAUGACAAGUAACAUCCACUGCACACCUUACCUACAAACAAACAAACAAACAAACGAUCAACGAGCACACGAACAAACAAACAAACAAACAAACAAACAAACAAACAAACAAACAAACAAACGAUCAACGAGCGAACAAACAAACAAACAAACAAACAAACAAACAAACAAACAAACAAACAAACGAUCAACGAGCGAACAAACAAACAAACAAACAAACAAACAAACAAACAAACAAACGAUCAACGAGCGAACAAACAAACAAACAAACAAACAAACAAACAAACAAACAAACAAACAAACAAACAAACGAUCAACGAGCACACAAACAAACAGCGAACGACUAACUGUGCUUUCUGGAAACUGGAAAUAACUAGAAAAAGUAAAAAAAGGAAAGGAAAAGUGUACUGGAUACUGUUAUUAUAGUAUUAUUAUAAUAUGUUAUUUAAUUAUUAUUAUUAUUAUUAUUAUUAUUAUUAUUAUUAUUAUUAUUAUUAUUAUUGUUGUUGUUUUUUUAAACCUGGACUGCUGAGGUGACUUUGUGUUUUGUUUUCUUUGCCUUGUUAUUAUUAUUAUUAUUAUUAUUAUUAUUAUUAUUAUUAUUAUUACAGUAAUCCUUCACAUAUCCGACUGAGAUGGGACCAGAGUAAGGGCGGAUAUGUAAAAAGUCGGAUGAAUGAAUCCUCUUUUAAAUACCAUUAUACACAGCUGUAACAAUUACUAUAUUCACACAAUUACUGUUUUGAGAUUCAGCUUUUAUUAGGGAGCUCCCCUAAAUCCCUUGUGUAGAAAGAUACAAGGUAUUAAUGCUUAUGACAGAAUAGCCCUCUACCAUGUGGGUGUGUGCAUUCACUGCUGAGUGACAGACAGGAGAUCGAGGUUGAAGCUGUUACACCCCGCAGAUGAACAGGAUUUAUUUACAUAUCAACACACUCAACAGCUCACGUGACACUACCAGCAAUGGCAGCGCACGGAGCAUAUACAAUGCAGUGUACGAAAAACUUUUGAGUAUCUACAAUCUCUGAACUAAUCUUCGCUGUUCAAUAAUAAACUAACGUGGCUGACGAGGUGGCGGUUAAACAGUUAGGGCGGCUAUGUGACGGGCGGAUACGCGACGGAUUACUGUUAUAAUAAUGUUUGUUUUUUAAUAAUUGUAUUUAUUGGUCUUAAAGCCAUUGGGUUUGGUGUACUGCUAUGCUCUGUUCUGAUGUGACAGAUGUCAGAGGAGCGGCACGGCCUGGCUGUUAGAAAGCAGGCUUGGGGUUAAGGGGGAGGGUAGUGUUGGAAAGAGCCCCUGAUCAAUCCAACAUCAAGGCUGUAUUCAUAAGGCAUUACCCACACAGAUUAAUGCAGAGGACUGCAAAACAUUGGCCCAGUGCCCUAAUGCGGUAUGUACUGAAUCAUUUUCACUAUACAUUCCUGUAUGAAUUACCAGUGGAUAUUAAAAAGUAUAUACACAAGUGCCACCUGCUGGACGGUAUGUGUAUAUACAGCAGCCAUGCUUGGAGGUCAAUGUGCUCCACAAUGUGAUCCUGGCUAUAGAACCCCCUGUCACACCAAACUGAGGGGCUGUAGGGAUUCGGGACAGUUACUGGCUGUGUAAUUCCGACACAUUUUGGGUCCCCUCUGUACUGUGUAAUUGCUACAUAUUUUGGGUCCCCUCUCUAUUGUGUACCAGCUACCAACUUUCUUACCUGUUCCACAUUGUGGCUAUUGACUGUACUACUAGACUUGGUCAACAGAGCUGGAAGAUAAGGAACAAAAAAAAAAAAAAGUAAAACGUCAAUAAUGAUCUGCUGUUGCCUUUCUUUUUAAAUGAUUGAUUAAGAGAAUGUUGUAAACGGGCAUUUUAAAUACAGGAAGUUGUAUAACCCUU